AGUCAGAUUUUCGUCUUCUUUCAAGUCGGUUUGGUCCAUUAAAAAUAUAAAAAGCCCAAAUUGAAGUUCGGCUAUUGAAACCCGCUCCAUGUACAAGAAUUAUUUAUGUAAUAUUGAAAGUUUACCGAGUCUCGCAUCGAAAAAUUUAGCUUAAAAAGCAUUUCAGUCGCUGUGUGUACAGAUCGAUAUAAAUACAAUUAUUGUUGUUUCUGUUUCCUAAAAUAAAAAUAAAAGAAAAAUUUCGGGGGCAUUUAUUGAAGUUGUGUGAAUGAUACAAAUUCUGUAAACUUAGUAAUGCUUGAAAUUCAAGCUUAUUUCUCAUCGAAGGCACAUGUGCGGGCUACGAUUUAGAACAAGAAACAGUCCGUCUCAAAAGACGUCCUUACGUUGGGGCGAUAGCUGUUUUUAACGGAACUUUUAACAUUCAAAUAUAUUUAACACAAAAAACUAAGAAAGUUCACUAUUUUGUUGUAAGAUACACAUAAAAAAAACUAUUUUUGACUGUUGCAAAACGAAAACAUUUUUUUGCAAAAAAGUGUGGAAAUUAUUUUAAAAAUAAAUUAAAAAUUUAACACAAAAAACCCCUAAUACAGAAACGUCGUCUAACGUGCGUAAAACAAUAUUUUUUCUGUGUCUGAUGCAUGAUGUAUUAUUUAAAUGGGAAUUUGUCUGUGAUGUGCUACACCUAAACGUUAGUAGACGAAAGGGAAAUAAUUAGUUUUUGAAUAAUUUAUUUAGAUUCGUAAGGAAAACAAACACAAAAACAAGGAAAAUAAAAUGGCUGAUGUUAAUAUUGCCGGUGUUGUGAGCAUUGUAUUAUUCUAUUUGCUCAUUUUGGGCGUGGGAAUUUGGGCUGGACGAAAGAAAGAAGAAGGAAAUGACUCUGAAGAGGAAGUUAUGUUGGCCGGUCGAUCGAUCGGCCUAUUUGUUGGCAUAUUUACAAUGACAGCAACUUGGGUUGGCGGUGGCUACAUCAAUGGUACAGCAGAAGCCAUCUACACAUCAGGAUUGGUAUGGUGUCAAGCACCAUUCGGUUAUGCACUGAGCUUAGUUUUCGGUGGAAUAUUUUUUGCAAAUCCGAUGAGACGCCAAGGAUACAUAACAAUGUUGGAUCCACUACAAGAUUCAUUCGGCGAACGAAUGGGCGGAUUGCUGUUCCUUCCCGCACUGUGUGGUGAAGUAUUUUGGGCUGCUGGUAUAUUGGCCGCUUUAGGAGCCACACUUGCGGUUAUUAUUGACAUGGAUAAGUGUACAUCAGUUAUAUUGUCUGCGUGUAUUGCCGUAUUCUAUACACUCUUUGGAGGUUUAUAUUCGGUGGCAUAUACCGAUGUUAUUCAACUGUUCUGCAUUUUCAUCGGUCUGUGGAUGUGCAUUCCAUUCGCAUGGACUAAUGAUCAUGUCAAAAGUUUGUCGGACAUGGAAGUGGAUUGGAUAGGUCAGGUGGAACCGAAACAACAGUGGUAUUAUAUAGAUAAUGGACUGCUGUUGAUAUUUGGUGGAAUUCCUUGGCAGGUCUACUUCCAAAGAGUUUUGUCCAGUAAAACAGCUGGACGGGCACAAAUUCUGUCUUACGUAGCAGCGUUUGGAUGCAUUCUGAUGGCAAUACCUCCCGUUAUGAUUGGAGCUAUUGCAAAAGCUACACCUUGGAACGAGACCGGUUACAAGGGACCGUAUCCACUAACAGAAGAAGAAACCAGCAUGAUCUUACCAAUGGUAUUGCAAUACUUGACACCAAGUUUUGUAUCGUUCUUUGGUUUGGGUGCAGUAUCCGCAGCUGUAAUGUCAUCAGCCGAUUCGUCUGUUCUGUCCGCCGCAUCGAUGUUCGCACGUAACGUGUACAAAUUGAUAUUUCGACAAAAUGCAUCUGAAAUGGAAAUUAUAUGGGUUAUGCGUGUCGGAAUAUGUGUCGUCGGUGUACUGUCUACCGUUAUGGCUCUAACGAUUCCAUCUAUUUAUGGAUUAUGGUCAAUGUGCUCCGAUUUGGUGUACUGUAUUCUAUUUCCACAGCUGCUAAUGGUUGUUCACUUCAAACACCACUGCAACACGUACGGAAGUUUGUCAGCAUAUAUCGUUGCAUUUUUGGUACGCUUGUCCGGCGGUGAACCUCAAUUGGGCUUGAAAGCAUUGAUUCAUUAUCCGGGCUUCGAUUAUGAAACAGGAACGCAGCUGUUCCCAUUCAGAACGAUGGCGAUGUUGAUGAGUCUGGUUACACUCAUUGGUGUUUCAUGGUGGACAAAAUGGAUAUUUGAAACUGGUCGCCUGGCGCCUGGUUAUGAUUACUUCAGAUGUGUGGUCAAUAUUCCAGAGGACGUAGUUCGGGUAGAAGAACCGUCUGAAGUGGGUGAACAGAUGUCAGUUAUGGCCGGUCCAAUGGGACGGAUGUAUGGGGCAGCAACAAUGGUUGGCAAAGAUGAAAUGAAUGGACGUAUUAAUCCAGCCAUGGAACCAGACGAUGAUCUGCCAAUUGCUGAAGCACAAAAAAGUAAACUAUUGAUUGGGGGUGGAGCAGGGUCAGUGCCAAGCACAGCUAAAGGACAAACUGCCUUCUAAUCAAUUUUAGAAAAUAAUUUAAACAAAAAAAAAUUAAUGAAACAAACUGUGGUAGGAAUCAACAUUAUACGCAGAAAUUUUAGAUUUAUACUCAGGUUUGGGUGAUAAAACUAUGAGGGAGAAAGUACUAAAAAUACAUUGAUAGGUAAAAAAAGCGAUACAUUAAACAUUAAACGAUAAGUUAGAGUGAAAAAAAAAAUGAAAAUCAUAAAAACCAAACAUAUCAUACACGAACAAUUGUGUAAAAUGCAACCGAAAUACAUAUCAAGCACCUACCAAUAUAUUUAAUAUUAGGUGGAAUAUCAAAAAGAGAAUAGAAAAUAGUUUAAUGCAUUUCCGUUUUUUAUGUUUCUAGUAUACGUGUAUGCCUUUGCCGUUUAUGUUGACAGAGAGGGGUAGAGAGAAGAUAGUAUUUGUCAUCUUGUUAUUCAUUCUUAGAGGAAGUAUACUUCAUUUCUAUUGACAAUUUUAUUUUAUGUGAUAACAGGAACUACAAAAUGAAAAGUUAAAUUCGGAGGAAUUGAAUCGUAUUAAAGUAAUCUUUCGGAACAAUACAUCAGCUUCGAAAUAAUUUUUUGUUUAUUAACAAUGUAACAAUCACUUUUUGAAGCAACAGAUCUAAAGGUGUGACAUCCUUACCAGGACAACAAUUAACCAUGGCUAUUUUGACGAAGAAAACUUUAUUCUAAGCAAAAA
Bradysia coprophila is the source of this 3246-nucleotide messenger RNA. RefSeq names its product choline transporter (gene ChT). The record is from RefSeq and is a predicted model, not a curated record. Lineage: Eukaryota; Metazoa; Arthropoda; Insecta; Diptera; Sciaridae. Gene Ontology annotation, cellular component: plasma membrane. Gene Ontology annotation, molecular function: choline:sodium symporter activity. Gene Ontology annotation, biological process: choline transport; acetylcholine biosynthetic process; transmembrane transport.